Molecule: messenger RNA, 2730 nt
Organism: Salvelinus sp. IW2-2015
Lineage: Eukaryota; Metazoa; Chordata; Actinopteri; Salmoniformes; Salmonidae
Product: polyribonucleotide nucleotidyltransferase 1, mitochondrial
Biological process (GO): mitochondrial RNA 3'-end processing; mitochondrial mRNA catabolic process
Cellular component (GO): mitochondrion; cytosol
Molecular function (GO): polyribonucleotide nucleotidyltransferase activity; RNA binding; 3'-5'-RNA exonuclease activity
Source: RefSeq, a predicted model, not a curated record
GUCGAUUUCUCUUUGGUCCUAUCACAGGACAAAUGUAUUUCUGACGUACUUCCGUGCAUGUGAUGAACUGUAAUGGCAGCCCACAUGCGCAUCAAAAUUGUGUAAAGGAUACCUGUGCAAUUCACAAAAAUGUAUAAUGUUAGCUUUUACUUGAAUAUGAGACAUUUACUGAGACUUGGGCCCUCGCUGGCUCGACUAAAUGUGCGGUUGUGCCACCAAAGCGUCUGGAACAGUCAUGGAACGAUACGAAAAGUGAGAGUGGACUUCGGUGAGAAAAAACUUGAGAUCUCAACAGGGAAACUUGCCAGAUUUGCAGAUGGGUCGGCUGUUGUGCAGCUUGGGGAUACAACAGUGAUGGUGACAGCUGUCAGCAAAACAAAACCAUCCCCCUCCCAAUUUAUGCCUUUAGUGGUGGACUACAGGCAAAAAGCAGCUGCUGCUGGUAGAAUCCCCACUAACCACCUGCGGCGGGAGUUGGGCACCACUGAAAAUGAGAUUCUGACUAGUAGGCUAAUAGACAGGGCAAUCAGACCGCUUUUUCCAGCUGGUUAUUUCUAUGACACUCAGGUCCUGUGUAACCUGUUGGCAGUUGAUGGUGUUAAUGAUCCAGAUGUACUGGCCAUUAAUGGAGCCUCUGCUGCUCUAUCCCUGUCUGACAUUCCCUGGAAUGGGCCCAUUGGUGCAGUGCGCAUUGGCCUGGUGAAUGGAGAGUUUCUGGUGAACCCAACACGAAAGGAAAUGGCUUCCAGCACUAUCAACCUGAUAGUGGCUGGAGCACCGCUCAGCCAAGUGGUGAUGAUAGAGGCUUCUGCUGAGAAUGUGUUGCAGCAGGACUUCUGUCAUGCAGUCAAGGUUGGUGUGAAGCACACACAGCAGAUCAUACUGGCAAUUCAGCAGAUGGCCAGAGAAGCAAAGGUGUCCAAGCGCACUCCUCCCAAAAUAUUUUCUGCUCCCCUGGAAAUGAUUGAGCUUGCGCGACAGUUGGCCUCUGAAAAGGUCUAUGCUGUUUUCACAGACUUCACUCAUGACAAAAUUUCCAGAGAUGAUGCCAUUAAUAAAGUAAGGCUUGAAACAGAGGAACAAAUAAAAGAGAAAUAUCCUCAAGCUGAACCUUACGAGGUGAUGGAGUCCUUCAACAUGGUAUCAAAAGAGGUUUUCCGCAAUCUGGUUUUGAACGAGUACAGGAGGUGUGAUGGAAGAGACCUGACUUCAUUGAGAAAUAUUUCCUGUGAGGCGGACAUCUUUAAGCCCCUUCAUGGGUCUGCACUUUUCCAGAGGGGACAGACACAGGUUCUGUGCUCUGUAACAUUUGACUCCUUGGAGUCUAGUAUUAAAACAGACAUCAUUACUACGGCGUUAAGUGGAGUCAAAGACAAGAAUUUCAUGCUUCACUAUGAGUUUCCACCUUAUGCAACCAAUGAGAUUGGAAAGAUGAGUGGAAUGAACAGAAGAGAGCUUGGUCAUGGGGCACUGGCUGAGAAGUCUUUGAGACCUGUCAUUCCCAAAGACUUCCCCUUCACAAUUAGAGUUACCUCUGAGGUUCUGGAGUCUAAUGGGUCCUCGUCUAUGGCAUCAGCAUGUGGAGGCAGUCUGGCUUUGAUGGAUGCUGGUGUUCCUAUUUCAUCAGCUGUGGCAGGUGUUGCUAUUGGACUCAUAUCCAAGGCAAACCCAGAGAAGCCAUCAGAAAUCCAGGACUACCGAAUAUUGACUGAUAUUCUGGGAAUAGAGGAUUACCUAGGAGACAUGGACUUCAAACUGGCAGGAACAAACAAGGGUAUCAAUGCCUUACAGGCUGAUGUGAAGAUUCCAGGCUUACCUCUGAAACUUGUAAUGGAGGCUAUUCAGCAAGCCACGGUUGCCAAGAGGGAGAUUUUGGGCAUCAUGAACAAGACCAUUGCCAAGCCAAGGGAUAAAAGAAAGGAGAAUGGUCCAGUUGUCGAGAAUGUCAGAGUCCCUGUCUCUAGACGAGCACGCUUUGUCGGACCAGGGGGAUAUAACCUCCGCAGACUACAAGCUCAAACAGGUGUGACGAUAAGCCAGGUGGACGAGGAGACCUUCUCUGUGUUUGCACCUACUCCAGGUGCCAUGAAUGAAGCCCAGGAAUUCAUCACAGAAAUCUGCAAGGAUGAUCAAGAGCAGCUGCUGGAGUUUGGUGCUGUUUACACUGCCACCAUCAUGGAAAUAAGGGACAUUGGUGUCAUGGUGAAGCUAUAUCCCAACAUGAGUGCUGUUCUGCUCCAUAACUCUCAGCUGGACCACAAACGGAUAAAACACCCAAGUGCUCUUGGAUUAGAGGUUGGACAGCAGAUUCAGGUUAAAUACUUUGGGCGAGACCCAACAGAUGGUAGAAUGAGGCUUUCGAGGAAGGUGUUACAAUCUCCAGCAGCAACAGUUGUUAAGACACUGAGUGAGAAACAGAGCAUCUCCAUGGGCACAGGGGAUGGCCAAGCGACCAGCACCUCCUCUUGACUCCCCUUGUCCUCCUAGACUGUAACCAACUGUCCAUGACCAUGCAUCUUUAGGACACUCUCCAUUCACCCUGACUUCACUGAACUACCGUUUCUCGAUACUCACCAACAUCCUUCAAGCACCACUUAAUGUACUCUCAUUCUCUGCUGAUUUCAGCAAUGAGAUCAGAUGGGUGGCCAUACUAUUUUGAGUUUAUAUGCUGCCAGUUUCUGUUUAUCUAUUUUAUACAAUGUGUAAUAAAUAUGUAAAUUAACCAUGUAA